CAGGGAGAUUGGAGUGAGGAAGUGGAGACUACUGACUUUCGUUUCCCUCGAUACACUUAUUUAUAUACGCACUUUGUACAGUGGAAAGAGGAACUAACAGCUGCAGAAACUAGAAGGUUCACAGGGACACAGUUGCACUGUGUGGUUCUGUCACCCAGGUGGACAAACUUUUCCUGUCCGUGAGGAGCCCCGCGCGAGAAACAUGAUGGAGGCAGCUCAUCAAGAAGAUGUGGUAGGGGAUGUUGAUCAAUUUGUAGCACCUCCCAAUGGCGGCAUAAAUGAACUGCUGAAUGUGGGGCAAGAAGACAACACGCAGGGCCAGAUGGAGGAGUUUCUGAGCCCACAGGCAGAGUACAACGAGGAGGAGGAGGAGAGGAAAUACUACAGGAGGAAGAGGCUGGGAGUCAUCAAAAAUGUUCUUGCAGCCAGUGUUGGAGCCAUGAUUGUGUACAGUGUGUACCUGGGCCUACUGCAGAUGCAGCUGAUCCUCCAUUAUGAUAUGACCUACCGUGAGGUGAAGUACAGCAACCUUGGCCUGGAGGACAUCGACCGCAAGAUGCUGAUGGGCAUCAAUGUCACACCCAUCAUAGGCCUGCUGUACACCCCCGUACUUAUCAGGUUUCUAGGUACUAAGUGGAUGAUGUUCCUGGCUUCAGGAAUCUAUGCACUCUUUGUGUCAACCAAUUACUGGGAGAGGUACUACACCUUGGUUCCAUCAGCUGUAGCCAUCGGUGUGGCCAUUGUGCCGCUCUGGGCCUCGUUGGGAAAUUACAUUACAAGGAUGGCUCAGCAGUACUAUGAGUAUGUAAACUACAAGGAAGAGCAUGUGCAGGAGCAGAAGAAGCUUCCUAAGGGAGCGUGCCACAGCUACAUCAUUGUUUUCCAGUCAGUCUUCUCCAUCAUAUUCCAUCUGAGUUUUGUCUUUGCGGAGUUCCCCAUGCGUUUUGUCCUCAACAGCCACCUGCAAGAAGAAAAACACAUUCUCCAUAAUGUCAAGGGCUGUGGAGCAAACAUCAGUGGAGUGAUCCCUGGCUUCAACACCACCGUGCUCACCAAUCUGCCUCGCUCCAUGCUGCUCAUCCAGGUGGAGAGUGUUCUCAUGGGCUUCGCCUUCCUUGCCAUGAUCAUCUUCCUUGUGCUGUGUGGUGCUGCCUACCGCCCGACAGAAGAGAUUGACCUUCGCAGUAUCGGCUGGGGAAACAUCUUCCAGCUGCCUUUUAAACACCUGAGAGACUACCGUCUACGAUUGCUCUGCCCCUUCUUCAUCUACAGCGGCUUUGAAGUGCUGUUUGCUGUCACAGGAUUCUCCCUGUCCUAUGGAGUCUGUGUUUUGGGCCUGAAAAAACUGUGGCUUCUCAUAGUCGUCUAUGGCCUCUCCUGCUCCAUCUUUUCCUCCCUCUCCCUUUGCCUCCUACGCCUCCAGCGCUGGGUGUGUCUGGCGGGGGGUGCUACUGUGCAUGGGGUGCUGCUGGUGGCUCUCCUGGCAUUGUCUCUACCUGCUAACAAGCCAGAUGUGUAUGAGGGCCCUCUGCUGGUAAUCUCUGUGCUGUGGGGACUUGGCACAGCCCUGAACAAGACAGGAGUCAGCACUCUGCUCGGUAUGCUGUACGCUGAGGAAAAAGAACGUCUGGACUUUGUCUAUACCAUCUAUCACUGGUGGCAAGCCAUCGCCAUCUUCAUAGUCUACCUGUGGUCCAACCUGCCUAUGAGGGCCAAACUCUCCAUCCUUUUGGCCACUUUGUUGCUGGCCUGCUACUGUUACUUGGUGAUGGAGCGUCGGCUGUCCAUGAAAGUGCCUUACAGACUGCCUCGCAUCCCACGGCCACGGCACAAGGUCAAAGGCUACCGCUACCUGGAAGAGGACAACUCAGAUGAGUCAGACUCAGAGAGAAGUGAGGAGGAUGACAAGGAAGAGAGGGAGGACGGAGAGCAUGUGCCGGAGGAGAUGGGAGCAGAGGACAGGGAGGAAGGAGGCCAAGACGCAGGGGUCCAAGGAGCUGACUCACCGGUAGCCAGGAGGAGAGGGGCUGAGGGUCACCGCCGUAGCUGGGAGAACCCUCAUGUGAAGGAGGAAAUGAGGGAAGAGCGUGAGGGAGGGUGAGAGAGGAGAGAGAGAAGGAGCAAUGAGGGGAGAUAGUGGACAGAUGACAGAUAAACAGAAGAUGUCCUGGAUGCUGCUGUGCUCAUGACUCCAUUCAUAGAUUUUUUCAACAGAUACUUAUACAUAAUGUAAUUCUUACAUACUCCACUGAACAAAAGCAUUGCCCUUGCAUAAACUUUAACUUUCAUUACCUGUUCAUAAUAAAAUCACAGCAGUGAUCCAGAAGAAAGGUUGCAGAACAGCCUUUAAAGGUAGCACACACACAGAACAAAACAUGACUACAACUCAGGAUACAACAACAACAUUUUGUUUUUCUUAUGCUGCACAGUAUGUGGCUCAUAUUUACCAAUCUGCCAAUAAUUAUAGAGGGCAGAGCAGCUGCUGCUUCUGUGCUUCAUCAAGUAGAAAACAUAUUGUGUAACAUACAAACUAGUUUCAUUUUAAAAAGAGCACUUAUCUGGAAAGAAAGAACUGCAAGCCAGAGAAAAUGGAAUGAGGAAUUGAUUUUCUGAGUUUAUCCUCAGGGUGAAGUGUUUUGAUGGAGUCAUUUUUAGAGAGCUUGGUCUUGCUGGAUAUGAACAGUGUAAGCAGCCUUGGCUAUAUUUGUUCUUCUGUCUUUGUUUAUUUUCAACCCCUUAAUUUAUGCACAUUUCUUAGAGAAAACAACCUAGCUGGAGCUAUUAUCAGAAGCUCAGACACAUGUCUGUUAUUGUAUCUCAUGGUAGGAGUAAAACAUACUAUUUCCUGAAGUUGAAUAUGAAUGUAUGUUUAUGUUUAAAUAUAGUUAAUUACAUUUUGGUAAACAGUGGCCUCAGGAAUAACAUGGUUACUAAUAUUUGGAGUGAUGCAUUGUUUUUCAUAAAAUCAUCUACAACAACAAUAAACAAGAUUCAAAAAUACACAGAAAUGCUAGUGUUUCUACUUCAGAGCUGUGCUGUGAGCUAAAGAUUCAUACUGACUAUGUUUAAAUGUACAAAAUACUCUGUUUUCAUACCUCUAUGCCCGCGAUAGUCGUGGCUGGAGGCAUUAUGUUUUCGAGUUGUCCGUCUGUCUGCCCCAUUCUUGUGAACACGAUAUCUAAAGAAAGCCUUGAAGGAGCUUCCUCAAAUUUGGCACAAAUGUCCACUUGGACUUAAUGAUGAACUGAUCAGAAUUUGGUGGUCAAAGGUCAAGGUCAGUGCGACCUCACAAAACUUGUUUUUGCUAUCCAUUAAAGGCAAAAAGCCCGCAAAAAUAAUCUAAACAAAAAAACAACAACAUGUUUUUGGCCAUAACUCAAGAAUUUAUAUGCUAAUUAUAACAAAAUUUCACACAAAUGUCCAACAGGAUGAAAUACUGACAAAUGAUGAAGUGACUGUGACAUAAUGCUGUGCAAAAACACUUUUCUGGCCAUUACUUAAUGUAAUAUCUCAGUAACAGAAGGGGAAACAUUUGGUCAGAUACUGAAUUGGUGACAAUAAUCGUGGGUGCCCACCUUGAUUGUUGUUGUUGCUGCUGAUUGUACAUGUCGCUUACCAUGCCAAAACAUGAGAAAGUGAAACGGCUGGAGAUGCUUGUGCCAGUGUGCUUCUAAUGGAUCAAAAAAUGAUUUUUCCCACCAGUAGCAGAUUUGUUCAACCAUGCAAACAUAACCCAUUCUCUUCCAUUUCACCAACCACCUUCUUUUGAAGGUUGGUGUAGUGAUAUUUAUGCAUAUCCAAAAACCCGUUGGUAUUCAAGUCUCUCAUAAUGUUUGAAAGUAGUGUUUCUCCUUCGUAUCCAUGACAAUGCACAGAGCCAACUGUAAACAAGACAAGAGGCCGCAUGUCACAAACUGUUGAAAAAAAAAAAAAAAACCUGGUUGAGAAGCAUGCUCUGAAUGUGCUGUAUAUACAGUAUGUCCAAAGAAUGGAAUAACACCGGCAUAUCUUAAUCGGAAAAUGCUACAUUCAGUCACAGUCUGCUCUGAUGCUUUGCUGCUGCUGUGGGAGUUUUCACACAUCCUACCUCUGUCUCUCUCCCCACCUGGCCACACCUUCUCAUCAGCAGUAUUAUUCACACCUGUUGCUCCUAGCUGGAUCUCAUCAAGUCUCAUCAUCAAGUCAGUAGUACAUAAGUAGCCCUGGUUCACUCGUUGCUAGAUUGUCUUUGUGAAAAUACCUGCCAGCUCCCCGUUCCCUGGAUUCCCCCAUUGAACUCUGAACUGUUGAUAGUGAGUUUUGCCCACCAGCUCACUUUCUGCUCACACGUCCAUUAUCAAACUGUAUCCUGUGCACGUGAGCUCACCUACGCCCACCCACUAAGUCAGCUCAACUCAAGGACUAAAGACUGUGCAUACUCAUCCGAAACCAAGUUCAUACUUAGCUGUUGUCUGUUAUUACCUGUGUACCAUUCAACCUGCAGAGAGAGCUUUCAAUAAAGGACAUUACAAACUUAA
Epinephelus lanceolatus (giant grouper) is the source of this 4517-nucleotide messenger RNA. RefSeq names its product unc-93 homolog B1, TLR signaling regulator (gene unc93b1). Gene Ontology annotation, molecular function: Toll-like receptor binding. Gene Ontology annotation, biological process: toll-like receptor 9 signaling pathway; toll-like receptor signaling pathway; toll-like receptor 7 signaling pathway. Gene Ontology annotation, cellular component: endosome; lysosome. Lineage: Eukaryota; Metazoa; Chordata; Actinopteri; Perciformes; Serranidae. The record is from RefSeq and is a predicted model, not a curated record.